ACUCGAGGACCGGCAAUGGCGAAUUUUCGUGCACUCCUUCUCGUCGUCGCCGGUCUUGUUCUUCUUGUUGCCAAGGAACGAACUAUGGCAGCAGAUUUCAACUUCUACAGAGACAUGUCCUGCUACUGGGGUCCCCAGAACUUGGCUGUCUGGAACAAUGGCCAAAACUUCGCACUCAGCCUCAAUAACAUCUCAGGUUGUGGAAUCCAAUCUUCGAAUCAGUUUCUCUUUGGAAGCAUAGAAAUGCAGAUCAAGCUGGUCCCCGGGAACUCUGCUGGCACUGUGACUACAUAUUACAUGUCUUCGACAGGGGACAAGCAUGACGAGAUCGACUUCGAAUUCCUCGGCAACGUGUCCGGCCAACCCUACAUCAUCCACACCAACAUCUACACGCAAGGGGUGGGAAACAGAGAAGUGCAGUUCUAUCCUUGGUUCGACCCGACUGCUGCUUUCCACAACUACACCAUACACUGGAAUCCAAGCCAAGUCGUGUGGUUCAUUGACGGCAUUCCCAUUCGAGUCUUCAGAAACUAUCAGCAGUAUGGAAUCGCGUUCCCCAACCAGCAAGCGAUGAGGGCCUACUCCAGCAUUUGGAACGGCGACGGCUGGGCGACCAGAGGUGGGCUCGUGAAGAUAGACUGGAAGAACGCUCCAUUCACGGCGAGAUACCAGCAAGUGAACCUGAGAGCUUGUCCGUACUGGCAAGGCAGCACUGCGCAGUGUUCUGCGAGUACCCCGGCGAAUUGGUGGACUUCGCCGGCUUACAGUAAGCUGAGCUACGCACAGCAGGGUCAGCUGAUGUGGGUAAGGAGCAAGUACAUGAUCUAUGACUACUGCCAGGACGAGAAGAGGUUCAACGGGAAGACGGCCCCCGAGUGUUCUCUGCCUCUGUAUUAGCAGAGCUGUUGCUGCUUCCCAUUGAGUCAGUUUGCUUUGUUAUCAUUGUCAUUAUUAUUGCCACACAUGAAUAAAAAGCAUCACUUAACAUGAGUUUAAUCAUCA
Molecule: messenger RNA, 1002 nt
Organism: Musa acuminata subsp. malaccensis (wild Malaysian banana)
Lineage: Eukaryota; Viridiplantae; Streptophyta; Magnoliopsida; Zingiberales; Musaceae
Product: xyloglucan endotransglucosylase protein 7
Biological process (GO): cell wall biogenesis; xyloglucan metabolic process
Cellular component (GO): cell wall; apoplast
Molecular function (GO): hydrolase activity, hydrolyzing O-glycosyl compounds; xyloglucan:xyloglucosyl transferase activity
Source: RefSeq, a predicted model, not a curated record